This is a messenger RNA of Talaromyces rugulosus, 2778 nucleotides long. RefSeq lists its product as uncharacterized. The transcript is spliced from 5 exons. The record is from RefSeq and is a predicted model, not a curated record. Lineage: Eukaryota; Fungi; Ascomycota; Eurotiomycetes; Eurotiales; Trichocomaceae. Bases 1 to 2778 code for a protein of 925 amino acids.
AUGCUACUGGAAGGCAUCCAGGGCUUCGCUAUGGCCCCUGGACUCCCCAAUAUCGACAACCACCCCCUAGACCCAGGGGGGCAGGCGCUAGGUCUGGUGAACCCCGUAGGGGCCUAUAUAGGCACCCCAGCGGGGACAGCACCACCAGCGCCCCCCGAGGCAAGUGCAACAGUCCCUCAGAGCGAGGGCUUCUUGCCUAGCCUGGAAAUCAACCCUAGGGAGUUGUUUCCCCCCCUAAGCAGCGUGCCAGGCUCCCAGGAAGCACCUAAAACUCUAGGGAAGAGACUACAGGAACACAGCCCUGACGGGGCAGAAAGAGCCCCCAUGAAGGCCCUAAUCGGCCCAGCCUACAAGGACAUGGAACAGGCCUUAUUAGGCCACUUUGCAAGCAGCAAUAGCGCGCUGCACGCGGAGAUGGCCGCUAUGAAGGCCUAUAUGACCUCUCUGGUAGAGGCUAUGGAGCAGCGCCUCAUAGGCCAAUUGGGCGCUCUGGAGCGCCGUUUCUCAACCCUAGAAGCUCAACAGGCCUCCCUGAACGCCCCAAAUCACCCCCUAAAGCCCCUAUCGUCAGGGGGCGACCGCCAGGGCCCACGACAGCCUCUGCCAUCCCAGGGGACGACGUUUGCAGAGGUCGCCCAUGGCCCCCAAGCUAACCCGAAUAGGGCCGCUAAGCCCAUAGAGCCACGCAGAGCCUCACCCCCGAUAUCAAAACCACCCCCUGGGGUGAAGCCCGCAGCAGGCCCCCAGUGGGCCGAUAUAGCGGCCAGCAAUGCCCAGGAGUGGCAAAUCGUUACAAAAAAACGGGCUUACUCCCCGAACCAGCCCCCAAAAGUCCAAAUGGACCCAGGGAGCCUGAAGCCUAUUCGCGGAAGCAAUAAGGGAGACCGCAGGCUUAUAUUUAGGCGUGAAAAUGGCCGCACCGCCUCUAGAAAGUCUAAAGCCGAUGUCAUCUUGCAGCUUAACCGCUGCCUAGCCCAGGUAGGCUUCCCGAACUUCGCCAGGGUAAUAGACGCCAAUUACACCGAAUCAGGGGCUAUCUCAGCCCUAUUGGACCAAGGAAGCACCGUAGGCUCGCUAUUACCAGCCUAUAAGGACCUAUUAGUGGCUGCCUGCCACCGGGUCGACCCCGCAGUCAUCUCAGUGGAAGCAGACCAACAGUGGCACAAGAUUAAGAUAACGCCCACAGGCUACUCGCCCGGGGCGUAUGCUUCGGGGGCAACAGGCACCCUACCAGCCCCUAUCACAAAGUGGAUAAAGAUACCGUUUGCACCCGAUGCUGCGGCAUUGGCCACCGAACUUAUAGAGGCUGCGGCACCUGACCACCACUCUGCACCGGCCCAAACAGGCCACCCAUGCCUGCAUGCACCCACUAAAUGCGGCAACUGUGGGGGGAAGCACCAGGCUGAUUCCCCAGGGUGCCCCAAGCUUCGGGAGGCCCGCCGGCGACUCCAUAAGCGCUUCCCUGGCGUAGAGGUCGUUAUGCCCCCUCCCCCCCCUGAAUGGACUGAAUGGGAAGGCGUUGCUGAGGAGGCUUCUCCCCCAACCACUACCCAGGACGCCCCCCAAGCCCCAAAGCUUAGGGAGGUCGAUGACGCUAUGGAAGAUGCCCCAGGGACAUCACCCCUACCGUACUCAUCCCCGUGUCCAACACCAACGCCUGGAGCUGCAGCCCCUAUUAAUCUUAUAGAGCGGCACUCACUAUAUGUUAAUAACCCACUGGGGGAGGCCACACGCUAUAAGAAGACCGAGGGGGUGUCAAUUAUUGAUUUAGCGUUAUCCUCGCCAACCCUAGGGCCUCUGCAAGCCUGGGAGGUGGAUAAGGAUAAGCCUACAACAUCUGACCAUGAGCUUAUCGUCCUAGCCUGGGAAGCCCUAGAACCCCCCCCAGGAGGAAUCUCCGGGGAGAUUACUGGGUGGCAGAUAGAAGCUCUGCAGGUAAACGAGGAAGCCCUAAAGCUGGCCACAGCAGCUUGGGCCUCAGAGGCUGUAGGCCACCCCCCUCUUAGUGAUCAAUGCACCGAGGAAGACCUUGCUAGAGAGGCCAAUUGGGUGCAGGACACCCUAACCAGCGUACUCGAUAGGCAUGCCAAAGCAGUACGGCUUUGUGCAUGCUCUAAGCGGUGGUGGAAGCCAGAGCUGCGGCAAGCCCGGAGCUUAUGGGCUGCAGCCCGCAAGUGGUGGCAGGCCCAUGCCUGUACCGACACCGAAUUCAAGGCUGCAAGAACCGCUUAUUACCAUGAAAUAAAGGCGGCUAAAAGGACCUGCUGGGAGGUCUUCCUUGCUGAGGGAGGCCCUGGGGGGAAGGAAGAGUGGAAAAAAGGUUCGAACCCCACUGGGAACCCUUUUCCCAAAGGCCCUAGGGAUGGCCUGGAAAAGCCUUCUCCAGGAGAUCCUAAUAGGUGUUGGAUAGCCCUACAGUACACUAAGCCACGGACUAAUCCCACCACCCCAGCACUCCAAGGCCCGGAUCUAGGGGCUCCCCCUGCCACUACCAUGGCCGAUAAAGAAGCUCUAAUCAGGGAAAUGGCAUUUCCUAACGCCCUCUGUAGCUCCCCUCCUGGGGAGCUGCUAGGUGGACAGGCCUAUAUGCUUAUAAUGCUAGAGCGGGUGCAUCAGGCCCUAUUCAGCCAGAGCAUUAAGAAAGCUCUGGGGGCUGACAGGCUUAAUUUUAAAGGAUGGCUAGGCAGUGCUUUCGGCUUGGGGUGCACCCAGGGGUCUGGAAGACCGCUAAAGGCAUCCUACUUCGGAAGCCAGGGAAGCCUGAUUACACCCAGGUGA